AUGCCAGCAACAAGCCACCAGCCAGCCGGCCACCAGCCAGCCACUAGCCAGUCAGCCACCAGCCACCAGCAAGCCACAGCCACCAGCCAGCCAGCAUACAGCCACCAGCCAGCCAGCCACCAGCCAGCCACCAGCCAGCCACCAGCCAGUCACCAUCCAGUUACCAGCAAGAUGGCCAGCCUUCCAGCCACCAGCCAGUCGCCAGCCAGCCAGACAGCAGCCAGCCAUUCACCAGCCAGCCACCAGCCUGCCACCAGCCAAACAGCCAGCCACCAGUCAGACACCAUCCAGCCAGCCGCCAUCCAGACACCAGCCACCAGCCAGACAGUCAGCCACCAGCAAGCCACCAGCCAGCCGGCCACCAGCCAGCCACUAGCCAGUCAGCCACCAGCCACCAGCAAGCCAGCCAACAGCCAGCCAUCCAGCUUACAGCCGGCCACCAGACAGCAACAAGCCACCAACCAGCCAGCCAGCCGGCCACCAGCCAGCCACAGCCACCAGCCAGCCACAGCCACCAGCCAGCCACAGCCACCAGCCAGCCAGCAUACAGCCACCAGCCAGCCACCAGCCAGCCACCAGCCAGCCACCAGCCAGUCACCAUCCAGUUACCAGCAAGAUGGCCAGCCUUCCAGCCACCAGCCAGUCGCCAGCCAGCCAGACAGCAGCCAGCCAUUCACCAGCCAGCCACCAGCCUGCCACCAGCCAAACAGCCAGCCACCAUCAGCCUGCCAGCCAGCCAGCCACCAGCCAGCCACCAGCCACCAGCCUGCCACCAGCCAGCCACCAGCCAGUCACCAGUCAGCCACGAUCCAGUUAUCAGCCUGCCGGCCAGCCUUCCAGCCACUAGUUGGCCCCCAGCCAGCCAGUCAGCCACCAGCAAGCCACCAGUCAGCCAGCCAGCCACCCAACAGCCAGUCACCCAGCCACCAGCCAGACAGCAUGCCAGCCAGCCACCAGUCAGCCAGCCAGCCACCAGCCACCCAACAGCCAGUCACCCAGCCACCAGCCAUACAGAGUGCCAGUCAGCCACUAGCCUGCCAGCAGCCAGCCACCAACCAGCCACCAGCAAACCAGCCUCCAGCCAGCCAGAAACCAUCCAGCCACCAGAAAGCCAGGCUCCAGCCAGCCAACAAGCCACCAGCCAGCCAGCCUGCCACCAGCCAGCCAGCCACCAGCCUGCCAGCCAGCAAUCCAGACACCAGCCACCAGCAAGCCAGCAACCAGCCAGUCAGCCAGCAGCCAGCCAUUAGCCUCCAACCUGCCACCAACCUGCCAGCCAGCCAGCAGCCAGCACCAGCCAGUUACCAGCCAGCCACCAGCCACCAGCCAGCCAGCAACCAGCCAGUAAGCCAGCAGCCAGCCACUAGCCUCCAACCUGCCACCAGCCUGCCAGCCAGGCUUCCAGCAACCUGCCAGCCACAAGACAGUUACCAGCAGGCCAGCCAGCCAGCAGCCAGUCAGCCAGCCUGCCAUUAA
Oncorhynchus masou masou (cherry salmon) is the source of this 1476-nucleotide messenger RNA. RefSeq lists its product as uncharacterized. Lineage: Eukaryota; Metazoa; Chordata; Actinopteri; Salmoniformes; Salmonidae. The transcript has 2 exons. The record is from RefSeq and is a predicted model, not a curated record. Bases 1 to 1476 code for a protein of 491 amino acids.